This is a messenger RNA of Ambispora gerdemannii, 435 nucleotides long. The record is from the annotation of a GenBank genome assembly. NCBI's taxonomy places the organism in Eukaryota, Fungi, Glomeromycota, Glomeromycetes, Archaeosporales, Ambisporaceae.
GGUAUUUUGAUCUUCAAGCGAAAAGCACGACAAUUGGUUGUAGAAAUGAACGAAUUGGUUAUUACAACAAAUCAGGAAUCGAAUGAUCCAGAUUUGGUUACAAUCGACUCAUCAUUCGUCACCUCUCCAUAUACACACGAAUUCAAAAAAGAUGAAAAUGGAAAAUAUAUUUUUAUGAUUGGGGAAUUUUUACAACAAAUGGUACAACGUAAAGUUCAACAAGAAUUAGAUGGAAUAGUCGGUAAAGGAAGGCUUUAUACUAUGAAUCAUUAUGCUGACUUAAAUUAUUUGAAAGUUACUAUAGAAGAUUUAGGUAUAAAUUUAAGUUUGCCACAUUGCAGCUCUCAGGAUGAACUUAUAAUGGAUACAUAUUUCCGCAAAUACUGGAAUAGUAAUCAAUUUCAAUGCGAUUCACUCCAACCUUCUACUUCAUGA